This is a messenger RNA of Symbiodinium pilosum, 540 nucleotides long. The record is from the annotation of a GenBank genome assembly. Lineage: Eukaryota; Dinophyceae; Suessiales; Symbiodiniaceae.
GCGAGACAGUUGGGAUCCUUCGAGCUGCCGGCUGCGCCCAGCCCCGGAGUGGCUUAUGUGGAGGGCAGCAGCCACGUCCCGCGCCCGAUGCAGGAAUCAGCGCGACAGUGGCGAAUUGACCGAGUGCCAGCGGCCUCUACUGCAGCGGCUGCUGCAGCAGCCGUGCCAGGCAAUCCCUUGAAACGGCAGGUCAUACCUCGACACAGCGAUUUGGAGCUGCAGUUGCUGCGGCGGAUCAGUGACUCCGUGAACAAGAAUUCGAGUUUGGACACCCACCCUGAUCCUAUAUCUUUGCUCUAUGCUGCGCUGCAAACGCACAUGCGUCCCAACGACAAAGAGGAGCAACCUCUGCGGUUCAAGGAUUCACCAUGCCUGGAGGGCUUUACCUCUGCCGCCACGCUUUGUGGUAUGAAGGUUGAAGGAUCACCACGAGCCAACAAAAAGGCUGCCAAGCACGCUGCUGCCAUGAAAAUGAUCAAGGCUUUGUCCGGCUUGGCACGUGAAAGGAAGAAGGGCAUCUCAUUGGAUGAGCUGGACUAA